Fusarium tjaetaba is the source of this 1281-nucleotide messenger RNA. Its product is annotated as pal1 cell morphology. NCBI's taxonomy places the organism in Eukaryota, Fungi, Ascomycota, Sordariomycetes, Hypocreales, Nectriaceae. Gene Ontology annotation, cellular component: cytoplasm. Bases 1 to 1281 code for a protein of 426 amino acids. The record is from RefSeq and is a predicted model, not a curated record. The transcript has 2 exons.
AUGACUCUCGAUGAUACUUCCAACGACCGAGCAAGACAGCAGUCGACUCGCCGACCGAUGAACGGACCACCCCCAAGACGCGGCGGCGAAAACCCGCCGCUUGAGAGUGGCAGCCACCGCCCUUCGCGUUCCCAGGAAGAAGCUCUUCGUGCUCGAAGGAUGCAAGGCUCUGGACCCCGAGCGCAACAGAGUUCACCGCAACGACGUGCCCCACCACGACGUCCUCGACGGAAUUCUGAGUCCUCUUUGGUCGAUUUUGAUGCGCGUCCAAUCACAGAGGAGGAGAAAAGAAUGAUCGAGGCAGCCCGACGACGCGAGUACGAACGACAGCGUCGGGGAGAGGGCAAGGAGCGCGGUGAUAGAAGCGACCGUGACCGUGACCGCGAUCGUCGGGAGCGAGGAGAUAGGGAGAAGACCAGUCGCCCGAGCAGAAAGAUGGAUAUUAUUGAUCAGCUUGAUGCCACAAGUAUUUACGGAACUGGGCUGUUCCAUCAUGAUGGGCCUUUCGACGCCCUGAACCCCCACCGAAAUCGUCAAAACGCGAGACGUGCGCCAAUGCAAGCCUUCCCCAAAGAUUCACUAAACAACUCUCUUGGAGGCGCUGGGCCGCUUAAUGCUCGAGCUGACCAUUCAAUCCUUAUGGGAAAUGCCACAGAUGAGGCUUUCAGAGAUUUUUCUGCACCUUCAAAAUCCCGUAGCAAGGAGCCGGCCAUUUUUGAUGCCUCAGGUCGAGACCAGAUUGUUCAUGGAGAUGAGUCUGUUGGCCUGGGCACCUCAACCUUCUUGGAAGGGACCCCCGCUGCGCGAAGUGCUAUUCAGCGCCACCAGGCUGAACAGGCUCAGGAGAACAUGGAGGGUGGUCUACAGCGCAAGAAGUCGCUUGCACAGCGCAUUCGCCACAUUAACAAGGGCCCCCGCGAUUAUAGUCAGUCAGGGCGCCCCAAUGGCGAAUAUUCCAGAAUCACCCCAGAUGCCUAUCCGACAGCAGCCAGCACCGGUUCAGACAACAAUCCCUUCUUUGCAGAAUUCGGUAAAGGCGAGGAAGGCUUUAGCGCAAGGCCGCGAGAUGGCUCAAUGACAUCCAACAGCCCUCCUGGAGCCCGACGUCCUUCUGCCGGAGCUGUCCUCGAGCGACGGGCGACGACUGAUGCGGCUACAACUCUGGACGAUGCCCCAGCAAAGCCCACCGGGCUCAUGGGACGAAUGAAGAGCCUAAAGGGGCGGAAGCCCCGGCCAGAGAUACCUAGCAACGGGCCCGGUGUGCCCGGAACGGCCGUUUAG